CGAUGAUAUUGAUCAGUAAUGAUUUUACAACUUUUUUGAGCGUGUUCACGCGUUCAUGAAUGAUGAGGAAUGGGAUUACUUGGUGCUCUUGCGGCAGCGCAAGCAGUUUUGAAAAUCAGUUUCUCACAUUUACCUCACGCUUUAAGACGACGCUUCAAUCGCACAUGUCCCUUGAUUGAACAGCUGCCAAGGGUCAAAAGUCCCUUAAGGAUGUCGCGUGACCCACGACUGGGUUCGACACAAGCGUGGUGGACGAAUGAGCUAGCUUUUACAUUCCUCUUCUUUUUGAACCUUCUGAACUACAUUGACCGUGGCAUCAUCCCCGGGGCUGCAGAGGAGUUCAGUGACUUCGUUGCUCACUCUCUUGGUACUUCAAGCCCGGACUUGUUCGUAGGAUUGCUGCAAUCCGCAUUCAUUGUGGGCUUCUCUCUAGCGGCUAUUGUCUUCGGACAUGUAAUCCACUACGUGGCUCCUUUCAAGAUGGUUGGAGUCGGACUUGUGAUCUGGAUCAUCGCCACAGCUUUGAGCGGCUUGGCCCACCACGUUGCGUCCUACUAUCUGCUCUGCAUCGCGCGCAUGCUCAGCGGCGUGGGGGAGGCCGGUUUCCAGUGCGUGGCCCCGCCCUUUAUCCUGGACCUGGGCGGGGACAGCGGGGGUCGAUGGGUCGCCGUUUUCUACACAGCCAUCCCUUUGGGCACGGCGAUCGGCUAUCCUUGGGGCGCCUUAUUCGCGGGCUCUCCUUGGACAUGGGCCGGGGGCUUCUGGGUAGCGUCCUUUCUGAUGCUUCCGUUCGCUGUGACGUGUUUCCUGCUGCCUUUCACCUGGAGGCCCGAACGCGCGCCUAUCGAAGGGGAUGACGUCCGGACAGACGGCGACUUGAAAAUUGCUGCCAAGAAAGCAUCUAGAGACAAAAAUGGGACCGACAGCGCUGAACUUCACAGUGUGACAAGACAUGACGCUUUGUUGCGACACGAGCAGGAGGUUUCUGUUGCUGAUGCAGAAGCACAAUUUGAAGCCCGCCAUAUGUCGCUACUCAGAGAGGCCUGUGUGGUGCUGCGACGGCCAGUAUUUUUGCUGAAUGCUUUUGGUUACGCUGCUAACACGGGGAUGAUGAUUGGAGCAUCGACGUUUUCGAGUAAGAUAAUGCUGGAUUUUGGCUUUUUUUCCUCGGAAAGCAGUGCUUCCAGCGUUUUUGGAAUCGCUCUAUCGUUGGCUGGGCUCUUAGGUACGCCCUUAGGGGGGGUCCUUGUAGAUCGUCGACAUUUCCAUUCGGAAGAAGCAAAGCUGGUGUUUCUACUGCGUCAAAGUACGAUAUUUGCGACGCUGGGUUGUAUUUGUUCGUCCCUAAGCUGCUGGAUUUAUCAGCGCGAGGUCUUUCUCGUGUUUUUUGUGGCCGGCGCUCUACUCCUCUUUGUCUGCACAGCCUCAAUCAACAUGGUUACCAUGCUCUCUGUGCCCCCAGCAAACCGCUCGUUCGCUAUUGGCCUCUGCACACUCAUCAUGCAUGCUUUAGGCGAUGUGCCCUCUCCCAUCGUUGUUGGUGCGAUCCUUGACACCUUGGCUCCAGAUUGUGCUGCAGACAUGAAGAAAGACGGGAAAGUGUCCCCGGAAUGUACGGCUCAGGUUUCUCAAGUCCGUUUGACGUUAUUCAUUACGUGCAUGUGGCUCUUGGUUGCGAUUUUAUGCUGGGGAGUGGGUUAUGUUGUGGCCAGGAGAGAAUAUCACAGGCACCACGCGGCGCACCGUUACCUCUAUUUGGACUGUGGGUCUGUCGAAGGAGAAAAGAUGAGUCGGUCUGGC
Molecule: messenger RNA, 1800 nt
Organism: Nannochloropsis gaditana CCMP526
Product: major facilitator superfamily
Exons: 1
Biological process (GO): transmembrane transport
Cellular component (GO): membrane
Molecular function (GO): transmembrane transporter activity
Source: RefSeq, a predicted model, not a curated record